Culex pipiens pallens (northern house mosquito) is the source of this 6404-nucleotide messenger RNA. It is a transcript of the gene bdg, whose product is annotated as sodium-dependent transporter bedraggled. The coding region runs from base 1228 to 5925 and encodes 1565 amino acids. The record is from RefSeq and is a predicted model, not a curated record. Gene Ontology annotation, cellular component: membrane. Lineage: Eukaryota; Metazoa; Arthropoda; Insecta; Diptera; Culicidae. The transcript has 9 exons. Gene Ontology annotation, biological process: sodium ion transmembrane transport.
AAACCCGUCCACCAGUCGGUCUUUCCACUUCCAGCCAGGCAGUUCUACAUGGCCUAAGCCAGCCAGCCAGUGCUGCUGCAGCCUACGCGAAGUACCCCUCCGGAGUAAGAGGUGUUCCGAGCUUCUUUCCUGCCUUCUUCGCCGAGGAGAAAUAUGGUUCCGAUCUAGGUGGCCGCGCACCGACUUCGAGGUUCGCGAGAGCACUUUUUGCCGUUACGUUACGCGAAGACGUGUUCGAUCUAGUGAGCAUCGCAGUGCAGUGCGCUGCAACAGCAGGCCUGCUUGGAUGCUAAUCCGCUAAUGGAGUCGCCCGCGAUCAAGAAGAAGUGUUUCGAGGCCAAGUGUUUGCCAAGAGUUAAGUGAUCCGUUUUUGGAAAUCGCAACGUGUAACACGCCAGCGAUCUUUGUUCUCGUACAGUGAGUUUAGCCCGCAACGUGAUCUUAAGUAACAACAGAAGCAAGCAUCCAGCACGUACCAAGUUCUGCCAGCAGUCGAACCCAGAUUGAUCUUGCCCGACAGCAGUGGUGAAUAUCAACGACCUUUCGGGCGAAGCUGUUCUCGCGAUCUCGACAACAACGGGAACCUGCUGUUGGCUUAAUCGAAGUGCCUUGUAUGUGAGUGUAUGCUUUGAUUUGCAGAAAGCAGGUUUUUCCAGCCUCUCUUCACUUCAUUCUUCAACGUUUUGUGUGUUAAUACACCCGGAUCGAUCGGUUUUGUUUCACGCGUGUGACAAGUGAAAGAAGAAAACGUCCAAGAAGCCAAAAGGUUCAUUGAGUUGCCUUAUCAAGAGAGUGCGGCACCCUACAACGCAAUCGCAACCAAGUCAACAAAGAUCAGAAGAAGGAAAACAACAACAACGGGGGAAAAAGUGAAAGAGUUGAGCCGAUCAAGUGUGCGUUGCAAACGCAGGAUCAUCUCUCAAAAGUCUGUGCGGGAAGUGAAAGAGAGCGAUCUAGAGUGCAUCGGCAGCUCGAAGAGGCUACUUGGUACGGUUGGCGAGGAAAGAAGAUUGUUCCCGGUUUGUGAAUUCUGUACGGAAACGAAGGCUUUUGUAGCAAAGCUGCUGAAUUGCGGUCGUCGUCGGAUGUGGCAAUGGAUUUGAUGUGAAAACUAAGCAAACAACAUGAACAAGCCACUCACCAAUCGAUUACCAACUCCGUGUCAAACAUAGCACCUGCCGGUCAACGGUGUGACGCUGCACCUGUAACCCUUUCCAAAGCUGCAAGAUGACUUCCGCAGGUGACGCGAACACCUUGCCAACAGCGGCAACGGACAAUCUGCGGCACUUUUGCACGCUGCGGAAAAGCAAUUUGAACGGCAAUGCUAACGAUGGCCAUCGUCAUCUCCGGACGGAAGGGACCUCCACGUCGUCCAGCGGCAAUUCCAGUGCCGAUGCCGACCGGAUCGGACGGUUCUGUACGGUACGCGGGACCAAGGUCAUCAUGGGGAAUGUGAACGGUGGUCAGGUUGGGGCUUCCGGGUACGAGGGGAACAGUGACGAGGUGAAUCGAAAUUUGCUGUACGAGGAAAACAUGUGCACGUUUGAGAAUUUCUGCGAGAAGAGCUUGGAGCAGCAGCAGGGGGAAGAUGGUGAAACCGCCGGCAGUGAAAGUAUCGAGAAUUUCUGCACGCUUCGCAAGAAACGCCCGCAGAAACCGGCCGCUGGGAGUGGGUCAAGUGAUGUGCACGAAACGUCUCUCGUUGAUGGUCAUGGUUCGACUUCUGAGGCUGGAGUGGGAGGCUAUUGUACGCUGAAGAAGAAGAAGCUCAAGUUGAACCAACGGUUCGUGGAGAGCUUCCUCGAGGAUCCAAAUGCCAAGCUGCACGAUUAUCUGUCCGAGCUGGACGCGUACCUGGACGAGAUCGAUGGGUUGGAUUCGUACGGUGAAGAAGACGACGAAGACGAAGCCGCUGCGGCCAAGGAAGAAUCGUCCGUAGACAGUGAGCCUGAAGUGACGGGUGAAGAUGCCACUGUGGAUGAUGUUGUGUUCAAAAAGUGCGAAGAUCAAAUCAGUUACAUCGAUGUGAAGAAUUUCUGCACGCUGCCCAAGAAAAAGCGGGUGCAGUUUCUAAGCGCUUUCAAUCGUGGUGGCCCUCUGAGGAGGACCUUUGACGGCGGCGCCAACGGCAGGAGCGGUGCCCUUAUUAGGCGUGAAGUGAUCGCCGAGGCCGAUGAAUCAUCGGCAGCGGGUCGUGACUCAGCGGUCGCCGUAACUCCUGGGGACGAUUAUUCAAAAGAUUUCUUACGCUAUGGAAAUGACUAUUCAGAACCUACCUCAACGGCGACGCUCGACCGACGAUCCGGUCCACCGCGACGCACUUCCACGUGGCUGCGCAACUCCAUGCGAAAGACACGUCCCAUCGAUCUUCCGUCCAUGGUCCAGCAGCAGCAGCCUGACUCCCUCAUCACAUCGCCAACCUUCGCCGAAUGCCGAAACAGUAUUAACGACCCGACUACCUCGGGCACCAGCAACAGCCACACCGCCCACGCCUCACCGUACUCGACGGAAUCACUCUCGCUGCAAUCCGUCCCCAGUGGUAGCAGCUGCGGAAUGUCGCUGGACCACAUCGAGGAUCACAACGAGCUGAGCUCGAUUGCGACGCUUCCCGUGUCCGAUCUGGAACUGUCGGAGCAAACCAAAGCCGAUUCCGAAGCGAGUGGCAGCCACGUUUCCACGGGGGCGGGGGCACCAAUCACGGAAGAUGAACUCAUUCCGUACCUGGUGUCGGCAUCACUCUGUGAACGCGAACCACCGCGGCCCCUCGAAACGAACCUGGACAGUCCCACGCAAACGAGCCAGCGGCCACGGCAAACUGGACGCCGGUCCGAGGUUCGGCCCCGAGUGGUGUCCAUUACGGCGGAACGUGACGCCACCACGAACCAGCUCAUCAUCCGGACCAACAGCGUUCCGGCGGCUGCGUCGUCCAGGGCGAGUUCACCGCCACCACUUUACAGGACAACUUCGACCUCGACAAGCGACUCACAUCACCCUCAUCACAAUGUACAGCAAUUUAGCAGCAACAACAACAACAACAGUCAUCACCACCAGCAACAUCAUCAUCACGAUCAUCAUCGGUACGGGGGCAUGGGAUCGGAAACGAGUUCGAUCGGAUCGUCGAGGAAUCCCAGCCCGGUGUCGCUUCUUUCCACGACGACGUUUAGUUCGAUUGCCUCUGGGGUGGACACGGACCGGUCCCGUUCGAGGCCGGACGAGGAUGGUCGCGAUGCGGGAGGGGCGAGUUCGGUUGGAGGAGGAGCGGAAUCGACGACGGCCACGAGUACGAACGCGACCACUACGAGGAACGGGUCGUUUCACUCGGCGACCAUCAUGAGCGGCGGUCACGAGGACGGCGAUGAGACGGACACUUCGGACGAGGAGGAUUCCGAGCCGGAAAUGGACCGGAAUGGGCGGCCCAAGCCGAUGUGGCCACACGUGGUUUCGCGGGCGAUGGCGACCAGCUUUUGUGCGCUGGGACUUUUCAACAUUUCGCGAUUCGCCAUUUUUAGCAUUCACUUUGGCGCUAACUUUAUCGUGCAAUUUCUGAUUUUUUCGUUCCUGUUUGGCAUUCCGAUGCUGUGGCUGCAAAUGGUGCUUGGGGCGAGGAUUCGUGGCGGACCGGUGACCAUGUGGCGCAUCAGCCCAAUCUGCAAGGGCAUCGGAAUAGCCCUAAUCCUAACCCAGGGCAUAAUCGCCCUCUACUCGGCCAUCUCGCUAAGCUGGGUUCUGGUGUACUUCCGGGAUUCGUUCGUGUCGCGAAGUGAAAAGUACCGCUGGCAGGAGAUCUUCGAACUCUACCGAGGUCCGGGCAACCAAUCGUUCCGUCUCUCGGACACCGUCGCCGAUUACUUCAACGGCGUGGUGCUCCAACGCUACCAGCUUGGACCCGGCGGCCGUGGCGUUACCGGAAUAGGGGCCGUCCGCUUCCAACUAGCGUUCAACCUGGCCAUCAUCUGGACCUUCGUGUUUGUCGUCCUCUGCAAAGGAAUCCGCUCCUUUGGCAAGAUCGUGAUCGGCCUGUACUCCCUCGCCAUGACCGGCCUUAUUGCGAUCUGCUUCAGGUUCCUGACGAUGGUCAACUACGACAGCCUGCAGAGUCUGUUCCCCGCAACCGAGUGGCAGGACUUUUUCCUAAAUUCGCGCAGCUGGAUGAGUGCGGCCCAGGAAACGUUCCUCACCUGGGGACUGCUGGGAGUUUCGGUGUAUUCGAUCAGCUGUCGGACAAACCGAAAGGGUGGCCCACGGAGAACACGCCGGGAGCUGCGACGGGACGCGCUGGUGGUGGUGGUGCUCACGCUUGCCGGACUGAUGCUGGCGGCCGUGUUCGGGAGUGCCUGCGUGCAGAUACUGAACAGUCGAGGGUACUACUACUUUCCGGGAUCGUACGAAAACAUCGGCACCGACAUCUUCCUGCUGCCCUCGGACCAACCGCUGCCCCCGCAGCACGCCACCAUGCCAACCAAGUGGCUCAUCCGCUACUCGAUGGUCCUGGGCGAAAGCUUCAAGCGCCCGUACGCCAACCCCCACCAGGAAAGUGGCUACCAGGCGCUACGACUGGUGACGGAACUGCUCCCAUCGACGCUGGCGGCCGCCACCCAGGAACGGAUCGGCCCCAUUUGGAGCUUGAUCGGGUUUUUGACGCUGCUGCUGUUCGGGCUGGGUCAGCUGUGCGCCAUGUGGAAACCGAUUGCCGGUGCGAUCGGGGACUCGCCGUCGUCGAUCGUGCUGAGCUGCGUCACCGGGCUGUUUAUGGGCAUUCCGUUGGCCACCGAGAGUGGCAUUACGAUCAUUCACUACCUGGAGACGGUGCUCGGUGGGGCGUGGUGGAUUCUGCUGCUCUGGAUUGGCCACAUUUUGGCGAUAUUUCUCGUGCGAGGGCGACCUUAUACCAGUGAUCUCCUGGUGAACGACCUCCGGCUGACGCAAUCGCUCGGGGCGUUCAUUGCGUUUGCGUGGAACUUCCUGCUUCCGAUUGGGAUGAUUUUUCUGUGCAUUUUGGAGUAUCGUGUGUCCAAUGCCAACUCGCUGUUCAACUGGAAGCACGGCGGCUAUUGGCCGCUGUGGGCUCGCCAGGUCGGCGGAUUUAUCCAGGUGGCGUUUCUUCUGUUGGUCCCCAUCGUGACCGUGGUUCAAAUCUAUCGCUAUCUUAGCAAGGGACCUCCCGAUAUUCUGGAGCGCUUUGACCGGUUGCUCCGUCCUUCGAUCAACGGCUCGCACGGUGCGUCCUCGGUAAUGGGACGGAUGGCCUACGGGGCACGACCGGCUCCGCCGCUCCCCGUACGAACCAUCAACAAUUCGGGCUCGACGAUGAUUUCGCUCGAGUCGCGACCACCGCAGGAUGACGCACCGCCCAAGUACACGCCGCCACCGUCCUACACCACAGCAACGGGAGCUCGGAUCGCAAAGAUGCUCCGAAACAGCAUCCGGCGGAGUGUCAGAAGAAUCAUGGGAGAACCGAGUGGCAAUCGUCAGCGAGGGGCCAUCAUCACCACCCAGCAGCAUCAAACCAACUCGGCCAAUCCGGCCGGGGACGAACUCCCUCCUCCAGAUUACUCAUCGAUCCUCACCGACGUGACCCAUCCCGGCGGCGGCUCCAACCUGACCGGAAUCGAGAUGGGCCCGCGCGUUCUGUACAACAGUGAAACGCUCAGUGGCCGUCGUCGGCACCGUUCGCUGACGCCCCACUCGCCGAACCUGACCGCCACCGACGUGCUGCAAAUCCUGCGUCCGGCAACGGUGACCCUCCCGCCACAGAACGGGUACGGCAAUGUGACGCUGUCGCGGCGCCACUCGAUUGGCAGUUCGGUAGAAAAUCUCGUCCUCGGAGCGGCCCCCAUCGGUGACUCGAGCAUCAUCACGCUGGCCGUCGAGGAAGACCCCGAGCAUGGGCGGAACCACCGCGUUGGCAACGAUUCUGUGAUAUAGUGAGGCGUAGUAAAAGACAUGCUAAGAGAGAGAGAGAGAGAGAGUGCCUAAAUACGCUUCUUUACCCUAUCAUCACUACAAACUAUGCAAAAAAGCAAACUACUUCUAUUAGUUCAGCAAUGAUUCAAUAAGUCUUAAUAAAUGCUAAACUCAACAACCAUCGUGGGAGUGGUGGGUAGAAGCUGUUUAUUUAUUCAAAUUGAGAGCACAUAUUAGUGGAACCACGCGUUUUCUUUCUUCUGUACAGUCUCUGUAGGACUAAAUUAGAGCUAGGGUUUUGUGCAAACAAACGGUAACGAAUGAGCGCUAACUUAUAUAAAAAACAAAAGCUUGAUGAGGAGAUUUUUCUAGCCCUUAAGCACCACUCAAUUUAAAAGUGUAACGUGUACAUCAUACCGCGGAGUCCGUCCAUGGAAAAAGAAGCAGAUGUAUAAAAAUUAAACGGUAAUAAAAUGUAAAGUGCAAAACUUGAAUCAAAA